Molecule: messenger RNA, 1008 nt
Organism: Rotaria socialis
Lineage: Eukaryota; Metazoa; Rotifera; Eurotatoria; Philodinida; Philodinidae
Source: the annotation of a GenBank genome assembly
AUGGCUAGUGAAAAAUGGAGUCAAUUUUUUAAUUUCUCGUCUAUCGAUAAAAAUCGAGUUAACGGACUCUGCAAGUUAUGUCACAAAAACUAUAAAGAUCGUAAUGGUACUUACAAAACAAAUGGUGUUAUUGAUGAUCGAGCAACAGCUGAUACAGCAAGUAUUAAAAAUAGACAAAAUGAAUUCGUUUUAUCUAUUACAAAAAAUCUAAUCAUCAAAUGUGGAUUGCCAUUAAAUUUCGUUGAACAUAUUAGUUUUCGUGAAUUUUUAAAAGAUUGCCAUUUCAAAUUUGAACCUGUAUCAGCAAAAAAAUUGAAAAAUGCUGUUAUUCCAGCACUGAAGGACGAUUUUCUUCAAAAAAUUCAUGAAAUAAUAAAUGAUGCAAAUGAUUUAACAUUAACAAUUGACGUUUGGUCCGAUAGACGAUGCCGGUCAUAUUUACGUGUCACCUGUCACUUUAUUGAUAAUAAAAUGAUACCACAAGCAUUUUUAAUUGAUUUUGCACGAUUCAAAUCGCCCCAUACAGGAGAAAAUAUUUUACAUUUAACUGAAGAUAUUCUUUACGAUUUAAUAUCAGAGAAAAAAUUUUUAAAAUCAUUACAGAUAAUGCAUCCUCAAUGGUCAAGGCUUACAAAUUUGGCUUAUUUACUGACGAUCAAGAUAGUGUUUUGGAACAUCAAACAAAUCCAAUAUCCAAUGAAAACUCAACAUUCGACGGUAUAUGACAUUCAACUGGACAAUUUCGAAAUAAUUAAUGUUCAAUAUCCUGAUGAUGUUGAAGACUAUCAAGGUUUACCAAAAUAUCGGUUGUCUUGUUUUCUGCAUAGUCUUCAACUUUGUGUACGUGAUGGUGUUCAUAAUGCAUCACAUAUAUCCAAGGUAUUAGAAAAAUGCCGAACCCUGUCAAAGGUAUCACAUAAAUCAAAUAAAAUAGCCGAUUUAUUUGAUCAAAUGAACAAAAUAUUAGCAAAGCAAACGUUACAAGAUGGAAUAGUGAAUAUAUGCUGA